Otolemur garnettii (small-eared galago) is the source of this 2202-nucleotide messenger RNA. RefSeq names its product family with sequence similarity 185 member A (gene FAM185A). The record is from RefSeq and is a predicted model, not a curated record. The coding region runs from base 225 to 1400 and encodes 391 amino acids. The transcript is spliced from 8 exons. NCBI's taxonomy places the organism in Eukaryota, Metazoa, Chordata, Mammalia, Primates, Galagidae.
AGAUCGGCCACUGCCUUCCUAUUCUGGAUCUGAAUUGAUUCUUAAGUUUUGAAAAUUUCGACCUGUUCCUGAGGUUUGUGCAGCUGAGAUUUAAAUCGCCUAGUCAAGGGAGCGCACUCGCUCUUGCUCCAGCAAAGCCUAGCAAACUCUUACUGUCUCUGGGAGGCACAGUGACCAGGUCGAUUGGCUGUGGCAAGUGACCCUCCCUGUGGCUAAGGCCUACGAUGCUCGCCUCUUGCUUAAGCUGGGGGCGGCCUGGCUGCCUCCGGCUCGGUCAGUUUCUAGCGUCUGCAGGCUCAGGGCCCCGGACGUGUCAGGCUUGCCAGUCCAGGCCGCACCACUCAGGAGGGGGCGAGCGCUGGCUCGGUUCGGAGGCCCAGGUCCCUCUGCCUGGCCCUGCGCACCGGACUCUGAGGGAGUGGACACUGCUGGUGAGCCCGUUCGGGCGGUUGCGGGCGCGGCUCCCAUGCCACCUGGCCGUGAGGCCCCUGGACCCCCUCACCUACCCGGAUUGCGACCGUGUGCUGAUCUCAGUGUGCGGCGUGGAGGGCAGGGCGCAGGGCUUAGACGGUCUGCAGGUGAAGUACGACGAGGCUCUGAAAGAGAUGGCCAUAGUGUCUGACACCAUCGACCCACAGGCGUCCGUGGAGGUGAACGCGCCCCUGAAGUUUGGUUUGAAUAUCAAGUCAUCAGGGUCUGGCUGUGUAAAAGUUGAAAAUAUUGAGUGUGAUGACUGCAAAAUUGAAACUGAGCAGGGGACCAGCAUCUUGCAAUCUGUUAAGAGUCAAAAGUUACAUGUUCAGACAAAAGGAGGCAACGUGAUCUGUCUGGGAACAAUUUAUGGAAAUAUAGAUAUUCACGCAUCACAUCAGAGUACUGUGACUGUAGAUAAACUGCAGGGAAGUUCUGUUACUAUAUCGACUGAAGAUGGUUUGCUGAAAGCCAAGUAUCUUUAUACAGAAUCGUCAUUUUUGUCUUCCACGGCUGGGGAUAUUACAUUAGGAAGUGUUCAUGGUGAUAUAAUAUUACAAACUAAGAUGGGUAACAUCACAGUAGAUUCAUCCUCUGGAUCUUUAAAAGCCUCAGCUCAUCAGGGUGCCAUAGAUGUUUAUGUCAGCCAACUGGGGCAAGUGGAACUGAAAUCCCAUAAAGGUUCUAUUAUUGUCAAGGUCCCAUCUUCUCUUCCAGCUUAUUUACAGUUAUCAGGAAAAGAGGUUGAUGUGAACUCAGAAGUCCACGUUCAGGAAAUGGCUGAAGCUCGUAAAGAUGAUGGUGUAACAAUUACAGGACUCAUGAAUCAAGCAAACAAACAUGAAAAAUGGAUUAAGGCUGAUGCCCCAAAAGGCACUGUAAGUUUUAGAAAGCAAAGCUGGUUUCAGUCCCUGAAACUGCAGGACUAAGUCUGGUUCGAGUUAUCGUUAUGAUUUUUAACAAUAAUUGGCAGAUCUUUGAGGGCAAAAAUGCAAGGUCUGCUGUUCCUAUAAAUGUUAAUAAUAACAAAAUAAGAAUGAAUACUGGUUAAUUGUUUCAGGAGGGCUUCUUCAAAAUUUGUACCUAGCUAUUGUAUUCCUUUUCUAUUGUUUUCUAAUCACCACAAAUUUAAUGAUAUAAAAUAAUACCCACUUACCACAUAGUUCAGUAGGUCAAGAGCUUAGCAUAAUUACGUUCUCUGCUCAGGGUAUGGCAAGGCUGGAAUGAACGUGUCAGCCAGGCGGAGCUGCGGAGGCUUUGAGGAAAAAUCUGCUUCCAAAGUCAUUCAUUUAAUUAGCAAAAUUCAGUUCUUUGUGACUGGGUAUGACUGAACUCUCCAUUUUCUUGCUGGCCAUCAGCCAGCAAUCAGUCUAGCCUUCUAGAGGCCACCUAUAUUGCUGUAUCAAGCCAGCAAUAAUAACAUUCAGUUCUUCUCAUGCUUUGAAUGUCUGACUACUUCUGUAAGCAGCUGGAGAAAUCUCUGCCUUUAAAGGGCUGACUUGGUCAGGCCCACCCAGGAUAAUCACUGUUUUGCCAUAUAAUGUAACAUAAUUUGGGGAGUGCUAUCUCUUUAUCUCAUCAUAUGUAUAAUUUCCACUCCCAUUCAAGGAGAGAUUAUACAAGGCAUCAGUGUGGGGGGAUAGGAGGGAGGAGUUAUGUUAGAAUUCUUUGUACUAUAACUCUCAUGUGACAGGUUUUCUGCUCUAUAUACAUUAUGUCACCAAUGUAACU